Messenger RNA from Camelus dromedarius (Arabian camel), 1002 nucleotides. RefSeq names its product olfactory receptor 51G2. The transcript has a single exon. Gene Ontology annotation, biological process: G protein-coupled receptor signaling pathway. The record is from RefSeq and is a predicted model, not a curated record. Lineage: Eukaryota; Metazoa; Chordata; Mammalia; Artiodactyla; Camelidae. Gene Ontology annotation, molecular function: G protein-coupled receptor activity; olfactory receptor activity. The coding region runs from base 1 to 1002 and encodes 333 amino acids. Gene Ontology annotation, cellular component: plasma membrane.
AUGAAUGCCUCUUACUUACAGGGUGGACAACUCCCUCCUGGAAUCUCUGUGUUCUCCUGCAACACCAGCACUUCUGGUCAUUCCACCUUCCUCCUCACUGGCUUUCCAGGCCUGGAAGCUUCUCACCACUGGGUGUCCAUUCCCAUCAACCUUGUCUGUGUGGUUUCCAUCCUGGGUAACAGCAACAUUCUCUUCCUGAUCCGCACAGAUCCAGCCUUACACGAACCUAUGUACAUCUUCCUGUCCAUGUUGGCAGCCUCAGACCUGGGCCUCUGUGCCUCCACCUUCCCCACCAUGGUGCAGCUCUUCUGGCUGGGUGCUCGUGAGCUGCCCUUGGAUCUCUGUGCAACACAGAUGUUCUUCAUCCACACCUUCACCUAUGUGGAAUCUGGUGUGCUGCUGGCCAUGGCCUUUGAUCGCUUUGUUGCUAUCCGGGACCCUCUGCACUAUGCCCCAAUGCUUACCCAUUCAGCCAUGGCCAAAGUCGGGGCUACCAUCAUGGUGAGGGCUGUCCUGCUGAAUCUCCCGGGACCCCUCCUCCUGCGGCGUCUGCUCUUUCCCCAGAUCAGUGUACUCUCUCACUGCUACUGCCUGCACUGUGACCUUGUGGGACUGGCCUGCUCAGACACUCAGGUCAACAGCCUGGUGGGCCUGGUCUCCAUCCUCCUCUCAUUGGGCUUUGAUUCCUCCCUUAUCAUGCUCUCCUAUGUCUUGAUCCUACGGACUGUGCUGAGCAUUGCAUCACCUGGGGAACGACUAAAGGCACUCAAUACAUGUAUCUCACACCUCUGCAUUGUUCUCAUCUUUUACUUGCCCAAACUGGGGCUGUCUGUGUUGCACCGAGUAGAGAAGGACAACUACCCUGCUCUGGCAGUGCUCAUGGCCAACCUGCACUUCUUGGUUCCACCCUUCAUGAACCCCAUUGUCUACUGCAUCAAGUCUAAGCAGAUCCGCCGGGGCCUCCUAAAGCGCUUGCAGCAGAAAAGGGUUGAUGUCUCGUAG